CGGAUUCAGUGAAUUAACAGAAACGGAUGUUAAAGUCGAAGAACAUCUAUCGACCAGACAAGGCAAGAACAUUACGCUCUCUUUCGCUUUUGCAAUAGAAAACCCACUUUCCCAGAAACUUCACAAAUAGUUGGAAGAAGAUGAAACGACGAAGAAACCUUUAAAGUUGUCAUCUUUAAUUAAAUCCCGGAUCUGCUCUUCUCCUCUGGGUCUCUCUCUAUUUUUCACGUCUCCAAAAUUUCCGGUUCCCGAUCGGUGUGAUGUAUUGAGCCGUGGGAGAGAUGUUGUGCUGGGGCGGUUUAGUUAAGGGUAAGAAGAAAUCCGGUUCGGUUCCGGUUUAUCUGAAUGUCUACGAUCUGACUCCGAUGAAUGUUUAUGGUUACUGGCUUGGACUCGGUGUCUUUCAUUCUGGUGUCGAAAUUCAUGGAGUUGAAUAUGCAUUUGGAGCACAUGAAUCAUCGAGCACAGGUAUCUUUGAAGUGGAGCCAAAGAAGUGUCCAGGUUUCACGUUUAGGAAAUCGAUUCUCGUGGGUCAAACAGACAUGGGUGCAAAAGAAGUCCGAGUUUAUAUGGAGAAACUAGCUGAAGAGUAUCAAGGAAACAAGUACCAUCUCAUCACAAGAAACUGCAACCAUUUUUGCAAUGAAGUUUGUAUUAAACUUACUCAGAAACAAAUCCCUAGAUGGGUAAACCGACUUGCUCGCUUAGGGGUUCUUUGCAACUGUGUGUUACCACCGCGCUUGAACGAGGCAAAAGUGAGACGUGUAGGAGAAGGAGAGAAGAAGAAACAGAGAAACAGAUCAAGACCAGGUCCGUUGCUUUCUUCUUCUUCGUCAUCUUCGACACCUGAUAAUCAUAGAUCACAUAUUCGAGCUAAAUCAACCGGUAACAAUCCUUCUUCUUCGAGUUCUAAGAAGAAACAAAGACACUGUGCGCCUAUUGCAACUAGAGAUCAAGACCAGAAUUCGUCAAGCGUAAGCGUCAAGACUUGAUUCUUGUCCAUCAUCAUUUUGAACAUUUAAUUAUUGUUUAUGAAAAAGGACAAAAGAACAGAGGAAAAUGCCAAGCAAAGUAUCAAUCAAUACAUGGGCAUGCUCGUGCUUUGUUCUAAA
Eutrema salsugineum is the source of this 1112-nucleotide messenger RNA. Its product is annotated as deSI-like protein At4g17486. The transcript is spliced from 3 exons. Bases 282 to 992 code for a protein of 236 amino acids. The record is from RefSeq and is a predicted model, not a curated record. Gene Ontology annotation, molecular function: deubiquitinase activity. Gene Ontology annotation, biological process: protein deubiquitination. Lineage: Eukaryota; Viridiplantae; Streptophyta; Magnoliopsida; Brassicales; Brassicaceae.